Messenger RNA from Yamadazyma tenuis ATCC 10573, 960 nucleotides. The record is from RefSeq and is a predicted model, not a curated record. Lineage: Eukaryota; Fungi; Ascomycota; Pichiomycetes; Serinales; Debaryomycetaceae.
GCCGAGUGUGUGCAGCAGCAAUGGAUGGAAGAUCCACAAAUACCCAAUUACCUGUAUCAUGUCCUAGCCUUCUGUUGGUCUGACCCUUUAAACGGCUCUAUAAUCACCUCUCUAAUCCCCGGCAUCUUUUCUUGCCUCCUCCCUCAUGCUCUGCUUCCCAGGCUAUUUCUGCUCAUUUCGCGGUCGCUUGUAAAAUCAAACACCAAUGCAUCCAUGAACAAGACCAUCAACAACAACAAUUACGCAUCACAGCUCGCGGACGACUUCAAUCGGUUCUAUAUUCACAUCACCGACAGAACCCUCCAUCAAGUAGGCAACUACCGAAUUGCCCACGAAAUCGGUGAGGGUUCAUUUGGCAAAGCAUACCUUGCUCACCAUGUUCUUCUCAACACACCGGUGGUGUUGAAAUCAGGUCUCAUCGACGACCCCAACAUCGUCCGCGAAAUCUACUACCACAAGCAGCUCAAGCACCGUAACAUUGUACGGCUCUACGAGGUGAUCAAGACCGAAACCCAUCUCUGGCUUGUGAUGGAAUACUGCCAGGGAAAUGAGCUCUACUAUCUCAUCUACGAAAAUAGAAGACUAGAGUACAAACAGACCCAACACCUUUUUUUCCAGAUCAUCCAGGCCACCAAGUACGUGCAUCUGUUGAACCUAGCGCACCGAGACUUGAAGCUCGAAAACAUUCUCCUUGCCGAUAAGAAGAAAUCCAUCAUCAAACUCACCGACUUUGGGUUCGUGCGAGAGUUUAGCCCUGCGUCCCGCCGACUUUUGCUGACGAUGUGUGGCACCACCGUGUACAUGGCGCCCGAAGUGCUCUGUGGCCAGAAAUAUAACGGGUUUUCUGCUGACAUCUGGCUGCUUGGUAUCAUUCUCUACACGAUGCUCUACGGGCAGAUGCCGUUUGAAGAGGACGACGAGCUCCGUACAAAGUAUAAAAUCAUCCACGAGCUGCCGACG